This is a messenger RNA of Oncorhynchus gorbuscha (pink salmon), 4315 nucleotides long. Its product is annotated as choline transporter-like protein 4. Gene Ontology annotation, biological process: thiamine pyrophosphate transmembrane transport; choline transport. NCBI's taxonomy places the organism in Eukaryota, Metazoa, Chordata, Actinopteri, Salmoniformes, Salmonidae. The record is from RefSeq and is a predicted model, not a curated record. Gene Ontology annotation, cellular component: plasma membrane. Gene Ontology annotation, molecular function: thiamine pyrophosphate transmembrane transporter activity. The transcript is spliced from 22 exons. The coding region runs from base 237 to 2420 and encodes 727 amino acids.
CAGGUGCGCGUCACACAACAGGUGCGUUUUGAUGUCACAACCCUAGUUACUGGAGCUCGAGGGAGAAAGAUUUAUUCAACGCAAGUUUGGUUUUUCUGUGCAUUAAGUGUAGGUAACACCUCUUUAAAACGUUGUUUUAUACUUUUUUUUAAUUAUUAAACCUCGACUUGAUAUACCUGGCAAUUUAGACUGUUUACACGAUUAUAAACUAGUAGAGGUGGAGGGAAGGAUUGAAAAUGGGUAAAAACCUAAAGGAAGAGAACUCGGAGUCGUCGGAAUAUGGGGAACCUGCACAGUAUGACCCCACCUUCAAUGGACCUGUUCGGAAAAGAGGCUGCACUGACAUCAUCUGCUGUGUUCUCUUCAUUGUCGUUAUCCUUGGCUACAUGGCGGUUGGGAUUUUGGCCUGGCUUUAUGGUGAUCCCCGACAUGUCCUCUACCCACGGAACUCUACUGGAAUGUUCUGUGGCAUCGGGCCCAAUAAAGCUCAACCCAGUGUGUUCUACUUUGACAUACUGAAAUGUGUCACAUCAAUCAACAUCAUGGCCGCCACCCUUAAUGGGUUACAGUGCCCCACCACACAGGUGUGUGUGGAAAAGUGCCCAGUUGUGUUCUGGGCUCUCAAUCCUAUUGCCUACUUACCGAAUGCCAAGCCACAAGACUACUUCAACCAAUCACUCUGCGUGCCAUCCUUUGAUCUAGCAAGAACUACACUGAAAGUUAAGGAAAUUGUGGAUCAAGAGCUGUGUCCGUUCUUUUACACUCCUACUAUCUCUGUGCUGGGAAGAUGCCUACCUGAUGUUACCGCUCUGAAAAAUAUUCCUAAUGACUUUGCCAAUACGUGGGGCUUGCCAUCAAGCAUCAAUGAUACAGUCAAUGGCAUCAGGAACGCAAAAGGUGACAUAGUAAACAGCUUCAAUGCCAAGGAGAUUGGAGUGAGAAUCUUUGAGGACUUUGCAUCGUCAUGGCAGUGGAUCAUAGCUGCACUGGUCAUAGCCAUGGUGGUCAGUUUUCUGUUCCUCCUUCUGUUGCGGUUUAUUGCCCCUGUUAUGGUCUGGGUCCUUAUAUUUGGAGUGUUGGCAGUAGGUGCCUAUGGCAUAUAUCACUGCUGGUGGGAGUACGACAACUACAGAAAGUCGGCUGUCUCCAUCACUGACAUAGGCUUCACCACCGACUUCAAGGUCUACCUUCACGUCAAGGAGACCUGGCUGGCCUUCUUGAUAAUCCUGUCUGUGGUAGAAGGCAUUCUUCUCCUGACCUUGAUCUUUCUGCGGACCAGAAUCCUCAUCGCCAUCGCUCUCAUCCAGGAGUCCAGCAAGGCUGUCAGUCACAUGAUGUCUACGCUGUUCUACCCUCUCAUCACCUUUGUUCUCUUGGUGGUGUGUGUGGCCUAUUGGGGCAUCACUGCUCUGUAUCUGGCCACUUCAGGUAUUCCAGUGUACAAAGUGGUGGCUCUCAACUCUACUCAGGAUAACUGUGGUCAAAUCAGCGGCAAUGAGACCUGUGACCCACAGACAUUCUGCAACUCUACAGACUACUCGUGGUGCCGAUCGGCGCGCUGCAUCUUCAUCAAGUACAACAACGAGGGCCUGCUGCAGAGAAACCUGUUCAACCUACAGAUCUACAACGUGGUGGCCUUCCUGUGGUGCGUCAACUUUGUCAUCGCCAUGGGCCAGUGCAGCCUGGCCGGGGCCUUCGCCUCCUACUACUGGUCCUUAAACAAGCCCUCGGACAUCCCCACCUUCCCGCUGUCCCAGGCCUUCAUCCGCACAAUACGAUACCAUGUUGGCUCCCUGGCAUUUGGUGCUCUGAUCCUCACCCUCAUCCAGAUAAUCCGGAUCAUCCUGGAGUACCUGGACCACAAGACCAGAGCGGCUCAAAACCCCUGUUCUCGGUUCCUCAUGUGCUGUCUGAAGUGUUGCUUCUGGUGUUUGGAGAAGUUCAUAAAGUUCCUCAAUAGAAACGCCUACAUCAUGAUUGCCGUAUAUGGAAAAAACUUCUGUGUCUCCGCUAAAAACGCAUUCAUGCUUCUAAUGAGGAACAUUGUCAGGGUGGUGGUGCUAGAUAAAGUGACGGACCUGCUGCUGUUCUUUGGGAAGAUGCUAGUGGUGGGAGGAGUAGGUGUCCUGGCCUUCUUUUUCUUCUCUGGCAGAAUAAGACUACCAGGCAGCAAUUUCCAUACUGAAAUGCUCAACUAUUACUGGAUGCCCAUUAUUGUGGUUGUGGUGGGAGCAUACCUCAUUGCUCAUGGAUUCUUCAGUGUGUACAGCAUGUGUGUGGACACACUUUUCCUCUGCUUCUUGGAGGACUUGGAGCGACAUGAUGGAACGAUGCAGAAGCCAUAUUACAUGUCCAAGAACCUGAUGAAAAUCCUCAAUAAAAAGAACAGGGGACCUAAAAAUGUCAAAGGAAAAGAUUGAUGAAGUAGUGCCUUUAGACAAAUUAGAACCAGUUACUUUCAAUAUCCUAGAAACAUCCUAUAAAUGACAUGUUUUUCCUUUCAGAUCUUUCAGCCUUCUCUCCUUCUGUUUCCCCCCUUCUGACAUGUCAAAGUUGACCCAUAAUGGAUCACUUUUUUGCACUUUCAACUUGAGAUAACAUGUGUCCACGCUUAUAAGUGUGAUUAAGAUAUUUUCUUAAAUUCCAGCUACUGCUAACAAUUUUAAUUUACCAAAACUAGGGCUUUUUAUUACUCUAACCAAAACCAAAUGUUUAUUCUCUCCCAGUGCUUAUUUGUAUUUUUAAAAAUAUACCUUUUUCUCAAGUGAGCAAAUUAUUUAUUAGAUACAGAAAUCGCCGCCAUAACUGUUUUAAAUACUUUUUUUAAUGAUCCUCAGUAUUCUGUAUAUUGUUUCAGUUUAAGGUCUUUUUUUUUGUUAUGUGAUAUUGUAGAUAUUUUAUUUUUAUCUAACUAUUACAAUUUCUUUCCCCAUGCUGACAUCACUCCUGUAUAUUGCCUUGCUCUACAGGAAUAUACCUCUGGUUUAUUUCACACAUGAGCUUGAAUCAGUGGUGCAUGUGACCUUCUGAAAUGUUCUGAAACUCUUGACACUUGCAGGCUGCAGCCCCUUGUACAUGGGAGCUGAAGACACAGCUCUCUUUAGCAGAACUAAUAGUAAGUAAAGUAUGAGGUGUCUCAAUGUGAUCUGAGCAUUUCCUAUUAUUCUGUACGUAAAUCUGAGACACUCAAUUUAGUGAAUGGUAUGUGUUUAUUUGUGGCUCGCUUACAUCCAAUUAGUAUAUGUUGCAAAAUGUACAAUAUGUUACGAAUUCCAAUUUGCUGGUGCUAAUGUUUAGGUGGCUAAUGCUAACGUCACUUAUCUCUAGUGGAUAAGGUUGGGUUAAAGGGUUAGCUAACAUCCUAAUUAGCUAAAAUGUUACUUGUCCGUGAUGAGAUUCGAACACGCAACCUUUGGUUUGCUAGACGUUCACGCUAUACGCCCACCCACCCUAUUUUUUGCCUUAAGUAACCUUCUGUCUUAUGUAACCAUAACAAAUGUAAUAUAUCAUACUAAUUUAAGUGUCCCGGAUGUAAGUUUACUAUAUUACGUCUAGUCUGAGACCAGUCUGGCCCCCUAUUUCUCUUGUUAAGUAUAGACUGAAUUUGAUCCAGGGUCCAGAGUGAGCACAUCCAUCCAUUUGGCUGCAUGCACUCAACACAGAGUACUUUCAGUUGUCAAGUAUCAAUGUUCAUUUACCUCACAUACUGUACUACCCAAUAUGUCAUAAUCUCACUACAUUCCUCAACCUCUUGUCUCCUGAGACCCAGAGAGGAAAUGCAUGUGGGAGUCAGCAAUCAUGUGAUCUACUAAAGGAGAGACUAAUCACGUGAUCAUUCAACAGUCCAGUACAAGAGCAAGUGCCUCUACUGUUGAUCCAAAUUCUAGUAGCAUUACAUUGCUAUAAUGCUACUAGAACAGUUUGGGGGUAAACAACCUGUGAAACCAUAUGAUCAUCUCGACUGCAAUCAUAUUACUAGAUGGGCUACACCUGAUCCAGCUAAUUUAGGUUACAAUGAAGCUGAUUAAUUAUUUUAUUCUUGACAUGGAUCUAGUGUUCUUUGUGGUUGAAUGAAUCCCAUCUCUGCCUCACCCAUUGCCUUUAACAAUUCGGCAUAUUUGGACAUUUCAUAAACAGACCACACCGGCCACAUUAAAUGUAUUAAACAACUAUUUAUUCAGACAGAGCUUUGGAAAUUGUUUUCCUGCUGUGACCAUUUGGUUUUGCACAAUGUCUCACUGUCUUGCACAAGACUCAAUACAAAUGUAAUUUCAUUUUUUUUUUUUUUUGGUCAAAAAUAAACUCCUAAUACAAA